Molecule: messenger RNA, 1278 nt
Organism: Linnemannia hyalina
Lineage: Eukaryota; Fungi; Mortierellomycota; Mortierellomycetes; Mortierellales; Mortierellaceae
Source: the annotation of a GenBank genome assembly
AUGGACUUCUCUUCCUUCAUCUCAACCUCAUCCUCCAGCGACAUGUUCGCCACCACCACCAACACCAAGGAGACCUCCUCCUCCUCUGUCGUCAUCAUCGCCAACAACAACAACAACAACGGCGCAAGCAAUGGUAGCUUCGACGCCAGCAAAAGCAGCAAAAACAACAACAACGACAACAGCGCCACCACCUUCCCUACCGUCUACUUCAACACCGACAUGAGCAAUAACAACAACGACGACUCUGUCUCCCAGUUCUACUGGGACCAACUUUCCGCCGACACCAACGACCUCACUGGUCUUGACCUCACUCCGGAGCUUUCUCCCGAGAUGAGCAACUACUCUCCUGCUGUCGACUCUAUCGGAUCACCCUACACGUAUGAUCCCCUCGGCAGCUUUGGCGACGCAGCCAGCCCCUCCAUCGAAUGGCACUCGCCCAUCGAGGAUCCCCUCGCUGCCCUGAACUCUUUCGACGCCGACUUUGAUAAUGUCAGCUUCUCGCACGAGGCCGUUUGGGCUGCCCAACAGGAUUUCGAGCUCUUCCCUACCUAUAAGGAUGAAUCGGCCAAGCUCGAGCAACUCCUCAUGGAGUCUCACCCCGCAACCACAGCCAUGCCUGUCCUGUCUGCCCUGCCUACAAUCAAGGAAUCCCCCGUCGAGCCUACCUUUGGCGCCUUCUCGCCUGUCCUCUCUGACACCGUCUCGCCUGCCUUGACCACCUUCACCCCACAGGAGAUCAUUUGCCCUACCACCUUCUCGGAGGCCAAACUCCUCGGUCAAGAUAUGCAGGCGCCCAAUUAUCGUGUCGCUCCUAGAAAGGUGACCCAGUCGCCCACUAAGGUCGGCUUUCAGCCCCCCAAGAAGACUCGUCGCCGCCGUGUCACCUCGGAAGAGGCCUCUCGCGUGAUCCCCACUGAGCAGAUGGGUGACCCCAACGCUAGGCCUCGCUACAAGUGCUCCGAGUGCGGCAAGACCUUCUCGCGCCCCUUCAACCUGCGCUCCCACCGCGACACCCACUCGGGCUUCCGCCCCUUCGAUUGCCCCCACAAGGACAAGAGCGGCUCCAAGUGCAAGUGGUCCUUUGCUCGUCGUCACGACCUCGAGCGCCACAUCGUCAGCAAGCACACCAAGGGCAAGAACUUCCAAUGCCGUACCUGUGGCGUCGAGUGUACCCGAUCGGACGCCUUCAAGAGACAUUUGGCCCGCAACGAGCAGUGCAAUGCUGCGGAGGCCGCGGCCGACAUGGAGCUGGAUUCUGAUCAAGUGAGCCAUUUGUGA